Messenger RNA from Molossus molossus (Pallas's mastiff bat), 826 nucleotides. It is a transcript of the gene LCN2, whose product is annotated as lipocalin 2. Gene Ontology annotation, molecular function: small molecule binding. NCBI's taxonomy places the organism in Eukaryota, Metazoa, Chordata, Mammalia, Chiroptera, Molossidae. The coding region runs from base 26 to 625 and encodes 199 amino acids. The record is from RefSeq and is a predicted model, not a curated record. The transcript is spliced from 7 exons.
GCCCAGCCGCCUCAGCCCUGAAACCAUGCCCAAAGGUCUCCUGUGGCUGGGCCUCACCCUGCUGGGGGCCCUGCAGACCCAGGCCCAGGACUCCACCCCAAACCUGAUCCCAGCCCCGCCUCUGUCCAAGGUCCCACUGCAGCCGAACUUCCAAGACGACCAGUUCCAGGGGAAGUGGUACGUCGUGGGCCUAGCGGGGAAUGCAUUUUCCAAAAACGACCAAGACCAGUUCAAGAUGUACACCACCAACUACGAGCUGAAAGAAGACCGCAGCUACACUGUCACCUCCACCCUGCUCAAGGACCAGGGCUGUGACUACUUUGUCAGAACUUUCGUUCCAACUUCCCAGCCCGGCCAGUACGGCCUGGGCAACAUUAAGUCUUACUCUGGACUGCAGAGCUACACCGUGCGAGUGACGGCCACCAACUACAACCAGUAUGCCAUCGUGUUCUUCAAGAAGGUUGUCCAAAACCGGGAGUACUUCAAGACCACCCUCUAUGGGAGGACCAAGGAACUGUCCCCUGAACUGAAGGAGAACUUCACCCGCUUCGCCAAAUCCCUGGGCCUCACUGAUGACCACAUCCUCUUCCCUGUCCCGAUCGACAAGUGCAUCGAUGACCAGUGAGCGCCUGGUGCCUCCUGUCUUUCUCCUUCCCAUCGCCCUCACAUCAGCCUCUGCCCCAAAUGCCACCUAGCUGCCCCCACCAGCCGGACAUUGGUGAGAGAGCCAGGAGACCCUUCUCACCGUCCAGCCCACCGGCUGCUCCUGAGACCACCCUGCUGACGGACUCACUCCUUGACUGCUAAAUAAACACGUUCCCCCAGA